Molecule: messenger RNA, 2616 nt
Organism: Etheostoma cragini (Arkansas darter)
Lineage: Eukaryota; Metazoa; Chordata; Actinopteri; Perciformes; Percidae
Product: nucleolar transcription factor 1-like
Exons: 16
Coding region: 246-1634 (462 amino acids)
Source: RefSeq, a predicted model, not a curated record
CCCGCCUACCAAAAAUGGAGGCAUUCUACACAUGUUGUCAACGCAACGGCAACAACGCCAGUAAAUAAAUAUAUAUUUAGGUCAAAUAUCGCUUGCUUUUGGUUAAUUUUCUAAAGCAUAAGCUCCGUUGUUUCAGUUAACUAGCUAUUGUUGUUGUACAGUUUCCGGUAGUCAUAAAUAUCGACCUGAAGUUCUGCCCAUCCAGCUACUAAAAGACUUCCGCAGGGAACACGUUUUCUGGGGAAAUGAGUGGAACUGAGACUGUGACUGGAGGAUCUGAGUGGACCAAGGCAAACCUCCAGAAGCUUCUCGCUGCGAUGAAAACCAGCAUCCCAGAACAUGACUUAAUGAGCGCAUAUGCCAAAGGACUGAAGAGUGUGGACUGGAAUGUGGUGGCCUUCCCCCCUUUCUCUGCUGAAGCAUGCCAAGAAAAGUGGAGAGAGAUUUUGCAGAAGAUGCGAAAGACUCGGACCCUCACAGAGCUCAUCGUUGAAGCUGAAGAUGUCAUUUCCAAUCCGGUCAAGAACAUGAAGAUGCAUCCAGAGCUCCCGAAGAGACCCUGCCCUCCAAAUGCCGUUUUUUAUGAGGAGAACUGGGCCAAGUUUCACAAGAAGCACCCAAAUAUGAGUCGCAGAAAGGGGUUCAAGUGCCUAAUCAACAAAUACAAGGCGCUCUCGGAUGAAGAGAAGGCUCAAUAUGUGGAAAAAUCUGAGCUUGCAAUGCGGGGAUACAAGAAAAAGAUGCGGCAGUUCAGGAAACAAUACGAAAUACCUCCCCGCCGGAAGCCUAAAGCGGGCCAAAAGAAGAGGAAGAAACUCUCUGCAGACACUCCCAAUCAGCGUGAAGAGAACACUAAAGUUGCAAAGGACCUGCCUUCCAAGCCUCCGUUCAAUGGUUAUAAUCUAUUCUGCAAAGAGCAACGUGCGUCCAUGACUGGUUUCUCUGGAAAUACCUACGUGAGUGUCUGGGCCCAACGGUGGCGAGAUUUGACUCCAAGACAGAGGGACGAGUACAGCAAUCGCUGUAGAGAGUUGAAGAGACAGUACUCGGUCAUGCUGAAUAAAUAUCUAAUGACUUUUGAUAAGGAGGAGCAGCAGCGGAUAUUAAAUGAGAAUGGCAUCAAAAGACCUCGUGAGCAUAAGAGCGUUGUAAGAAAAGUUGUACGGAAACUUCCUGGGGAGCCCAAGAUGCCAUCUCGAUCUGGAAAUGUCAUUUUCUGCAAAAAUCAGAUGGAAGUUAUGAAAGAGAAACUCCCAAACGCAAAUGAGCGCUUCACCAAGGUCAACCAAAUGUGGCAUGCCCUCUCCGAUAGGGAGAAGCAACGCUACAAAGAGGAAGUAUGUAAAAACGUUAAUAAAUACGCGACGGAGCUGCAGAAGUGGUUUAAGACAUUGCCAGCAGCAGAUCAGGAAGCGUAUCGAAUACGUAACCCCAGUAAAUUGCAAUUCCUUAAUGUCAACCAAAUGAAAGAUGACAGAGAAGAACUAUCUGGAGCUGUGUACAGACCAUCAGAUUCAGAAGAUGAAGACAUUGAGGACAGCAGCAGUGACGAAGAAGAAGAGGACAAUUCGGACUGUUAUGAGGUUGAGGAGGAAGAAGACGACGACGAUGUUAUCAUGUUUAAGGUGUUUUAAAUGGAGGAGAUGGACGGCAGAAGCAGCACACAAGUUCCGAGCUGGAAACUUCAACUUGGUCUGUAAAAAGCAGCACAUUUGGGAUGAUGGGCAGUCUCUCUAGGGUCCUUCAUGCCACAUUGGAUCCUGGCCAUUUUGGCUGAAAGGUUGCCAUCACCAGUACUUCUACUUUUUGUGCCACAAUCAAGGUUGGAUUACAAAGUGCCCGAGGACCCAAGACCCCCAGGGGCCACACAAACCCCGGGCUAACAUACUAUGUUUGGUGGUUGUAAUGUGAAAAAUGUUAAGACUGUUUGGGAAUAUGCACGACUAAAGUAGUAAAGUAGUAAAGUAUCUAUGGAUAUGAUUAGGGCCUUUAAGUAUUACAUUUAGAAAAAAAAGCACCCUUACAUAUUUUAUAAGGAUUUAACAGUCAAGUGAAUUUUUUUUAAAUCUGCUUCAAAAGAACUAAAAUUGUUGUAACUGUGGCAGAAAGGUGUGUUCAUAUAGGCUCCACCAGUAAGAAGCUAAUUGAGAAUAACAUAUCUGGUUCCUUAAAGGUUAUUAUCAAAUUUCAAAGCCUUUUGAAAAUAGGAUACCUCUGCAAAGAUAAUGUUUUAAGACCAUUAUUUCAGUUUACAUUGUGCUUACAUGCUGCAUAUCCCUAUAAUGAUUUUGUUAAAAUAACCACACAGCAAACAUGGGACUAUUUGAUAAUCUGCCAUCGGAAUACAGUUAACCAUUCACACAGAUUGGUAAAAAAGGGGAAGGUUUGUAGGGGCCCACAAGUGGAUUAAUCUGGCCGUUAAUAUAAUGCCUCUGAGCUAGUCCAUAAAUUAAGACACUUUAUUGUACCAUUACUCUAUUUUGUUUUUAAACAAUGACAACAUGUAUACAAAUAUUUUAGAGAGGGGAUUUUACUGCAAGUAGUCAGAUUGUCUGAUUUUACAUGUGAUGGGGUCAAAAUGUUGGGAUUAUAACUGUUUUUGUUUUUAUUGUGUGG